UUAGCUAAUUAUGUUAAAGUCAGCUGAUUUACAGGUCCAUGUAACUUAGGCAGCUAACCAAGCUUCCGUCUACCUAGCCUAACAGUUUGUUUGUCUACUGGCGUUACCUAAAGCUAAGUUGGAUGGCUAGUUUUAGUUUAGUUUUAGUGUAGCUUACCGAUAUACUAUAGACUACAGUGAUUCACCGGUAACGUGCUGGCUGCUUGUAUAACGUAGGUUAGUUAGUUACCUAGCGUUACCUGGGUUAAAUAGCUAGUUUGUUUUAGUUUUGGUGUAGCCAAACGAUAUAACGUACAGAUAUUUACCACGAACCGGUUGGCUCGUUGUAUAACGUAACAGUUAGUUAGUUAGCUAGCUAGCUUAGCUAGGUUAGGUUAGUUACUCUGUUAUUGUAGUUAGGGUUAGCUUAGUUAAUUAACGCAACUAGCUAUCUCUGAGUGCACGGUAUUAAUAGCUGACUUGGUUAGCUAGCUAGCUCAACAGCUAGCACCUAACAGCUAGUUAAUAACUAGUUAGCUAACCUAGCUAUCUCUGAGUGCACUGUACUAAUGGCUGACUUGGUUAGCUAGCACUUAACAGUGUUUUUCAACUAGAUGGUUUGUUAGCUCGUUUUCCCCCAACAAAAUGUUAUUUUCUAAAUUUAGCUAACCUAUUAAACAGGUAUGAGUUUCACAGAAGACGUCUUGUUGUAUAACGUAACUAGUAAGCGUUAGCUGUUGGUUAACCUAUUAGCUUAGCUCCUCUGUUAUUAAAAUGAGCAGGAUAAAUCAGAGGACGCUGUUUCAGACCUGGGGCACUGGUGUUCCUGAGACAGCUCCAGCUGUUAAAAAGGUGUCACACCGUCGUACUGUGGGCACAACUCAAGCCCAGGGAAAAAGGAAGGACAGGGUAACUGAAAAUGGGCAUCAUAUGUCUCACCGCAGCUCCCUCUGGGCAGAGGUUUGUCCCCCGGUGACCAAGUCCAAUGAAGCUCCUGAAGAGGAGCCAGAGCUGGAUGAUGAUCUGAUGCUCCAAGCUGUACAUGAAACUGAAAAAUCUAUAGAGCUUUUAGAGAACAGCACCGGGACAGAGACUGAGGAAUUAGUAGCGGAUUCAACAACAGACCUUCCUGGAUAUGACAGCUCCUCAGGCAGAGUGUGGAUCUACCCAACCAAUUUCCCAAUCAGGGACUAUCAGCUAAAGAUUUCAGAAGCUGCCCUGGUCCACAACACACUGGUCUGCUUGCCCACCGGCCUGGGGAAGACCUUUAUCGCCUCUGUGGUGAUGUAUAACCUGUAUCGUUGGUAUCCUUCAGGAAAAAUAGUCUUCAUGGCCCCCACGAAACCCCUUGUGGCACAGCAGAUUGAAGCUUGUUAUAAAGUCAUGGGAAUACCACAGCAGCACAUGGCAGAGUUAACAGGCAGCACUCCAGCACCGCAGAGGAGGGAGCUGUGGAGAUCAAAACGGGUUUUCUUCCUUACCCCACAGGUGAUGGUGAAUGACCUAUCAAGAAACGUAUGUCCUGGACCUCAAGUUAAGUGCGUGGUUAUUGAUGAGGCCCACAAGGCAUUAGGGAAUCAUGCGUAUUGUCAGGUGGUGCGGGAGUUGGGGAAUCAAACAAAGCAGUUUCGCGUUCUAGCGCUCAGCGCCACACCUGGUGGAGACAUUAAGGCUGUGCAGCAGGUUGUCUCCAAUCUGCUCAUCUCACACAUAGAGCUGCGGUCAGAGGAGAGUCCAGACGUUCAGGCACAUUGUCACCAGCGCAGUUUGGAGAAGAUUGUUGUUCCCCUCGGAGAGUCGCUGACUGAAUACCAGACUCGUUACUUACAGGUCCUGGAGAAGUUCACAUUUCGUCUGACCCAGAUGAGGGUGCUUAAUCACCAUGACCUUCGCACCCUCACCAAGUACCAGCUAAUUCUCGCCCGGGAACAGUUCAGGCGCAACCCUCCACCUCACGUUAUGGUAGCACAACGAGGAGUUUUUGAGGGUGAUUUUGCUCUGUGUAUUAGCCUGUACCACGGGUAUGAACUUCUACAGCAGAUGGGCCUUCGAUCUCUCUUUCUCUUCUUACAGAACAUCAUGCAGGGCUCUAAAGAGUCAUCGCGAGCCAGAAAGGAACUGCAGAGCAGCACUAUCUUUAUGACCCUUUAUAAAGACAUGGAGGCUCUGUUUCUUACAUGUGCAAAAGGUCCUGCAGAGCAAUAUUUUUACAGUCAUCCCAAACUUCAUAAACUAGAUGAGGUGGUUUUACAACACUUCCAAGAGUGGUCUAAGAACUCAGGCAGUGGUCAGCGCUCUGGAGACACCUCAGCAGUAGUGAGCACAAGAGUGAUGAUCUUCUCUUCUUUUCGUGAGAGUGUUCAGGAAAUUGCAGAGAUGCUUAACCGCCACCAGCCCCUGAUCAGGGUCAUGACCUUUAUGGGGCAGGCGUCCGCACAGAAGGGGGUUAAAGGGUUCACCCAGAAGGAACAGCUUGAGGUGAUGCGGAGGUUCAGAGAAGGCUGCUUUAACACACUGGUGUCCACCUGUGUGGGUGAAGAGGGUCUUGAUAUUGGAGAAGUGGACCUCAUCAUCUGCUUUGAUGCUCAGAAGAGUCCUAUCCGUCUGGUUCAGCGAAUGGGGCGUACUGGGCGCCACAGGCAGGGGCGUAUAGUGAUCAUACUGGCUGAAGGGAGAGAGGAGAGGACCUACAACCAGAGCCAGAGUAAUCGAAGGUCUGUGAAUAAAUGCAUCGUGGGGAACAAGCACAGCCUCCACAUGUUUCCCCACAGCCCCAGGAUGGUACCCGUUGGAGUCACCCCCACCCUACAUAAAAUGCACAUCACCUGUGGCCAGUUCGAACCCAAAAACACUAGCCGGCGCUCCAUAAAGGAUAACCAGUCACUCCCCAGGGAGAGAUUACUGCUCAACCCUCAGGCCCAGGUGGGUGCUGAGCAGGACAGUGUGAAGGAUGAUGGAUUUCUCAGCCCUGCUGAACAGGCUGAGUGGGCUUCCACCAUGAAGCUGCCUGAGGAUGAACCCCAGUUCAAGCUCAGAGAGUCGUCCUUCCUGUUUCUCGGUGGAGAUCCCCAGCUGCAUGAAUCAUCCGUACACAGUGAAGUGAGACAUCUGUCGCUAUGGGAAUGGAGACACUGGCAAAAUCAGCCUCUUCCCACCCACAGAGUGGAGCACUCCAGCCGCUGUUUACAUUUCACUGCCAUUAUGGACCUCACUGAUAGGAUGAAACUGGAGGAGGAGGUUGACUUCAGAUAUGAGUCAGAUCUCGUAUCAUAUCAGUCUAAGGAGGAUGUUGCAGAUUGCACGGAGGAUGGCAGGGCACCAGCACAAACGAGUGGAAAAACUCCCUGCCAAAGUAAAUCUAAAGCCAACUGUGUUGGUCGAGACACCGGCCUUCCUAUCUCAACAGCUAAUUCAGGUGGUCUCAGUGCUUUCCAGAGCAUCUGUAACAACUCUGGGACUGAUGAGGAUGUUGUAUAUGUCUUGUCAGAUGAUGAAACUAAGGAGUCCAACAUCAACACGUCGCCACAAGAAGAUACGCUACAGAGAAACCCUACAGAUCCAGAGUGUGCAGUGACUGAAACAAACCCUGAUCUUCACUGUGAUCUGCAGGAGGAAUUUUCGGAAUACCUCGGAAGUACUGAGGAAAUGUUCUACCUACCGAAAUGGAAUGACUGCCCAAAGCCACACCCUGUGAAAAAACAUGCAGAAAGCUUGAACAUAAUUCUCUCCAAUGUCAGGAACUUCCUCUCCAAAUCGCCGGAAAAGCACUUUGACCUUGAACCUGCUUUCUUUAAUGAGUUAAAAAAUAUUAGCAGUCAUAUAAGGGAAGAAGCUGAUCAGUUCCAGGUCAGUUUCAGUCUUGAGCGAGAUCAGAACUCAGUGGCUGAGGACUCUGAUAACUCUGACAUCACAAACAUCCUUCAUGAAUCACCUGAUACUCCAGAUAUUCAUCUUCCUUGUGAACGGUUGCCUGACAACAGGCUUUCCACAGGCCCAGUCAAUACUUCCAAAAGCCCUAGCUGGGAUGUGUUAUUUGAUGAUGGUCUGGAUGACAGAGAGGCAGAUAAGAAGGCUGAUGAACUACCACUGCAGUCGAACAUGCAUCUGCAGUUUACCAGUUUAGAUGAGAGUGUUGACCUUUUUGGGGAUGAUGAGGCUUUCCUGCAAGUAUCAUUAUCAGAAACUAAACCUCCAAACAAAACCUCAGUGACCCCUGAAAAGGAUAUUCAACCAAAGGAACAGACAACACCUGGUGUAGAGCAUAUAUCAGAUGCCUCAUCCCGAUCCAAUUCUCUGCAGUUUGGAAAGGAAGCAGCAUCUCCGCCGGAUUCUGAGGCUUUAGCCUGUUCUCAGGGCAAUUUUUCAGUCAAUUUCGACCUUGGAUUUUCUUUCGACUCAGACGAGGAACCUGCAGAACAGACUCCUGCCAUUAACACAAGAACAGUAGCUGAAAAAGAGCAGACAUUUAGCUCACCUACUCCAAAUCCAUCCAAGCACCGCUAUACUGCUGGACAUGUUUCAACUCCCAGAGUGUUCUCAAAGAACAGAAAGACAAUCUCAUCUCUCAUGGAAAACACCAACAUGUCUCCCAUAACCACAGACAGAAAUAGUUUCGCACUGAAAACAAAUGCCUCCAUUUUGAGUUCUGCAUUUGUCUCUCCAGAACCAAAAAACAUAGACAUUUCAAACAAAACCUUCAGUCCUCAAAUACAAUUUACAGGCAACAGAUCAUCUCGACAGUCUCCUUUUCAGUUUAGGAAGACUGCUCAUCAGUCUGCUUGUUCAGGUCAGCUGAACAGUGACAGUGAGGAGGAAGUAAUUGUAAAGAAAAAAGGAGGACCGGUCAAGAUCAAUCCUCUGGCCUCUCCAGAGGCAAAAAUCAUCUGCUCUGAUGUGGAGUCUCCCAUUCAAAUAUGUAGAAAGCGUGUCCCUCAACUAAAUAAGAAGGCAAAGCACAAAGCAGGGAGGCAGUUCCUGGAUGAGGAGGCAGAGCUCUCAGAAGAUGGGGACACUGUCUCAUCAGAUGAAUGUGAUGGAGAAGAGCUAGACCAGUCUUUGCAAGGUUUUGUAGUGGAUACCACCCAGUUGUCUCAAGGCCUUAAUGAUUCUGAGAUGCAGGGAUUUUAUCUGAAGUCUGUGAGGAGCCCUGCAGUCACAAACAAAUAUAGAAUGGUACAUAAGCCUCUACAUAAUAUGGACAUCUUCUCACAGAUCCCUGAGCAGGACGAGACGUACGCAGAGGACAGCUUUGUGGUCAGUGGCAGUGAAGUGGAAGAAGUUGGUAAUUCUGAUGAGGAGGAAGAGGAAGAUGUAGUAUUGAUCGGACAAGAAGACUCCUACGUCGAUGGGAGGAGAAUGUACGCCACGAGGCGCAGAGUUCAGCUCCGACAGACGAGGACUGAAGUUAAAAACCACAACACUGAGAAGCCCCAGAAAACCAAGCGCUCUAGAAUUGUCAGAGUGGUGGAUUCUAGUGACGAUGAAGAGGAGAGUACAACUACAAAGAUGAAGAGGCUGUGCACUUUAGAGGCCCCUGUUUCAGAAAAAACAGCUAAACAGGAGUCUAAAACAUCUCCAGGUGUAGAGGGAUGCACAAAGCAGACCACGCAACACAAAGAUGAGAGGACUCAACAGAAGUUCAGGAAUAAAGCACUGCUGUCUGAAAAACUGGACUUUCGGGAACCUCUCUCUACAUCUUUAGCUAAAAAUCAGUCCUCUGUGGCCACAGGUUCUAAAGCUUUCGGUUCCUCCAGCGUCCAAGCUUCUUCACGAACCCGUUUGAGUAUCCUCGUCGACAGCCGCUGCAUCGUCAGUGGUGCAGAUGUGGUGUCUGCUCUUCGCUUUAAGCAUGGGGUAGUGGUGGAGGUCUGCUCUUUGAUGACCUGUGAUUUUAUUGUGAGCAAGCGCAUGGCUGUGGAGUGGCAGAGCGAGUCUGAGGUAGCGAGUCCUCAAAGCCGAAAGCGGCUGCAGCAGCGAAUCCAGAGCCUGCAGGCUUUAUUUGAAAGGGUAUGCUUUAUCGUGGAGAAAGACCGUACUAAAACUGGAGAACCACUGCGUUUCUUCCAGCGCACCUCUUACUAUGACAGCACUGUAGCUGGGCUGGUGAGGGCAGGGAUCCGGCUGCUGGUCAGCCAGGGUCCAGAAGACACCGCUGCUCUACUGGCAGAAUUGGCCCAAGCAGAGCUCAGAAAAGAGCAGGCCAUCUCUGUGCCCUUGGAGGUCAAAGGUCCUCAACAGCAAGCUCUGAAGUUUUACCUCACACUGCCCUGUGUCACAUACGUUAAUGCCCUCUACAUGUGUCAUGGCUUUAGCUCCGUCAGUCAUCUGGUGAACAGUUCUGUGGAUGCACUGCAGGCGGGUGCAUGCCUAAGCCACAGUAAAGCUGCGGAGAUUUACCACUGUCUGCACUACCCAUGUGACCCCACACUAAUGAAAAUCAACACGCCAACGAAAAACCUCUAAUGUAACAUAAUGCACAUUUCAGACACACGAAAGUGUGUUUGUCUCUUCUGUGUAAGCUACCUCAGUCUGUGUUAUGUCUGUUUGUAUGAAUGUAAAAUAAUGAAUAUUUUGUUAGCUGUGUCAUGUAAAGAGUUUUGUUUUGUGUAAGGUAGGUUUGUGCAGGUAACAUGAGCAAUAAAAAUAUUUCUAAUCGUG
Astyanax mexicanus (Mexican tetra) is the source of this 6636-nucleotide messenger RNA. It is a transcript of the gene fancm, whose product is annotated as FA complementation group M. The record is from RefSeq and is a predicted model, not a curated record. NCBI's taxonomy places the organism in Eukaryota, Metazoa, Chordata, Actinopteri, Characiformes, Acestrorhamphidae. Gene Ontology annotation, biological process: interstrand cross-link repair; double-strand break repair via synthesis-dependent strand annealing; replication fork reversal. Gene Ontology annotation, molecular function: 3'-5' DNA helicase activity; four-way junction helicase activity; four-way junction DNA binding. Bases 754 to 6441 code for a protein of 1895 amino acids. The transcript has 24 exons.